Sycon ciliatum is the source of this 1437-nucleotide messenger RNA. Its product is annotated as deubiquitinase OTUD6B-like. Gene Ontology annotation, molecular function: cysteine-type deubiquitinase activity. Gene Ontology annotation, biological process: protein deubiquitination. The record is from RefSeq and is a predicted model, not a curated record. Lineage: Eukaryota; Metazoa; Porifera; Calcarea; Leucosolenida; Sycettidae.
CCUGUACCAUGCAUUAGCGUACCAGCUGCACAACAGGAAGAGUGAGGCGGAUAUGUUGUCACUACGGCGACAGGCUGCCAACUUCAUGCUGCGGCACCGAGACGACUUUGAGGCAUUCGUCGAGGACGCAGCAACGCAGCCCUCCGAGUCGUCACCACCUACUGAAGAUUUCUUCGAACGUUACUGUCGUAAUGUAGCCGAGACUGCAAUGUGGGGCGGCCAACUAGAGAUACAAGCCAUAUCACGGGCAUUGGAGAGGAAGGUAGUUGUAUACCAAGCCGGGUGUGAGGCCAUCACCAUUGGCGACGACACUAUCAGCCAACCACUACGCUUAGUGUAUCAUCGGCAUGAUCUCGGCACGGGUGAGCAUUACAACGCAGCCAUUCCCAGUGCAGCCGCAGCAACAUGAUCUUGGCUCUGCUGAGUCUAGUAAGCAGUAUUACAACAGCAGCAGCAGCCAGAUUAGGAGCAACUGCAACCAACCGGCCAGUCCGCAGCUGCCCUGUCUUCAUUCUCCUUGUAUGGUGGUCAACAGGGCGCAGGACGGAGCUGUCCAGCUGUCCGGAGAGCCAAGGUCAAGUGGUAGUAAUGGACAGCAGAAGGAGGAAUGAGUUUCAAGGUCAAUUUUUGUACCACACUUUCCCUGCUGGCAAACUCUCUGCAAAUUUCCCAGUCGACCUGGAGCCAGUCUAAGAAGAUUGGUAUCAGGAUUGUACUGCCGCUAUCCUCCCUCUGCCACUGCCAUAUACUCUACAGGUAGGCUGCUGGCGUUGGGUUCAGUGUUGUUAGUGGAGUUAAGUUGGUUUCUACGGAGUGAGCUCUGUACCCUACCGGGUGACAUGUGCGGUGCUUCUGGUGUUUCUCAGUGUUGCAUUCUUUUCUCUCGGUCCUGGCCGGGGUGGACUCCCUACUGAGCUAGCAGUGCUGACCUCCUGACCCUCUGACCGCCAUGCAAAGUGCCUACACUACAGCUCAGGUGGCUGAUCCGGCAAUGCCUGCAUAGGGAAUCAACCAAUCGGCUGGUGGUGGUGCUGCUGCUGUGUGUGUGUGUGUGUGUGUGUGUGUGUGUGUGUGUGUGUGUGUGUGUGUGUGUGUGUGUGUGUGUGUGUGUGUGUGUGUGUGUGUGUAUGCAUGGGGCAGGCACUUGCACUGGUGCAUCAAGCCAGCUCUCUAAAUCCACCCAGCACACACACCACACGGGCUCUGGGGUCAAUGAUCAUCCUUGUAGCCAUGACCUGGUGCCAGUUGGGUAGAAGUGGUGACCUUCACAUCAAGGGUUAUUGGCCCAGUAUUUUGCAAUGAACCUUGGCCACUUUUAAUUUAAUGCUUUUGCGGCUCACUGUGAAGCCAAGCUGCCGACACUUCUUUUCCUUUUUUAGUCCUCCUUUUCCCCUCUGUCAUGUACCCCUUGUACGUGAAGCAUUAGUUUCUAUUUUG